UGAACUGAACUGAACUGCCUCGCCAAAAUAUAAACAAGACCGCAGUCAGCACACAGCUAUUACCUUAUCACUGGAACAGGUGAUGGUGGUGUGUAUGCACCAGACAAGUACAUUAGAUGGUGUGGCAUAAUGGAAUCUUUCACAAAUUUAAAGGGAAAUACAUAAAACAUGGUGCAAUUAGGGUAUUCUCUUUGUGCGCACCCUGCUGGUGGCGGCUGGCGUUCACUUGCACGACAAUCUGCUGCCAUCCGCAUCCUCUGAGCCUUCUUCAAGAAGAAAAGUUAGCUGCCCCGCCAGUAAUAACAUCACAGGACCUUAAGGGCAGUGUGUAUUCUGCAAGGCAGGGGGGGAGGAGGCUGAUUUUGAAUCAGUCUUGGAAGAUAGCUCAGUGCUGUGGCUGUGAGUGUAAUUACUUCAAGACGAUAAGAAAAUAUCAUAGCAUUAGCGAAGAUUAGCUACCUCCAGUUCUUCCCACAGAGGACUUCAGCUAUGAGGAAGUACUAGAGGACCAAUAAGGUCUCUAAUGAUGUCAGUGUUUUUCUUGGCCUGUGAUUUGCUGUGCUGACAUCACAGCUAGAGCAUGAGAACAUGCCUACCAGGUGUGGCAGGAUGCCUCGCCCACCUCACAUUCCAUUCUCCGCACCCUUCCCUUGGGACCUGACCCAGCCUCUGGCCACUCCGGCCAUCACCAUGUAGGAGUGAAGUGAACCUCCCUUUGUCUCCCGUGCCUGCUUGCUGCUGUGGUUCAGAUGCGUGGGGUCCUAGUGAGGUCACAAGUCCCUGGCCAUGACCUGAGUCAUCACUUUUGCGGCAGACUGACCCCAACAUCAGCAGUCACCAUCCUGCCAACCUCAGGAUGUGACAUGAAUAAGUAUAACCUGCAGAGAGUUUGACAGCAAAAUGGCUGGUGUGGCAAGAAGAUUCUCCCGAGUAGUCUUGGGAAUAUCAGGUGGUGUGGACAGUGCUGUGGCUGCUCUUCUCCUCAAGAAAAAAGGAUAUGAGGUCACAGGGGUGUUCAUGCGUAACUGGGAUGAGAGGGAUGAAAAGGGACACUGCACUGGAGAUGCUGAUGCAGAGGAUGCUGAAUGGGUAUGCCGCAAACUGGAUAUCCCUUUCCAUGAAGUAAAUUUUGUUAAGGAGUAUUGGAAUGAUGUUUUCAUGUACUUGAUAGAAGAAUAUAAGGCAGGUUUUACACCAAAUCCAGACAUCAUGUGUAAUAAGAAGGUGAAGUUUUCAGCCUUCCUCAAAAACGCUCAAGAGAUUUAUAAUGCAGAAGUUAUUGCAAUGGGACACUAUGCACGAAGCUCCUUCGGUGAAGAAUUGGAAAACUAUGAUAUCAGAAAAGGAGCAAGGCUACUCCAGAGUUUUGAUCGUAUCAAAGAUCAAACAUUCUUUCUCAGCCAGAUUCCCCAGAAAGCUCUGCAACGCACACUUUUCCCUAUCGGAGACUACAACAAAGCUGUGGUGCGCAAGAUAGCAGAGAGUGCAAACCUGCAUCAUGUAGCAGACAAACGAGACUCCACAGGGAUUUGCUUCAUUGGAGAAAGAAAAUUCCAGGAUUUUAUAUCAGAAUAUGUUGAUGACAAGCCUGGCAACUUCAUUGACCUGGAGACUCAGAAAGUAGUGGGCACUCACAAGGGACUGCACCAGUGGACUGUGGGACAGAGAUGUAAUCUCUCACCCUUUCCUUUACCCUAUUAUGUUUGUGAGAAGAAUGCUGAAACUAAUGACAUUAUUGUGGUGUCUGGAACUGAUCAUCCAGCCUUGUUUACCUCCAUCCUCUUUACUGAGCCUGUAUAUUGGAUUCACAGUCCUCCAUCCCAGCUGUACUCCCAAGGGCAGUUGGAAUGUCUUUUUCGGUUCCAGAACACUGCCAAACUGAUUCCGUGUGUCAUAACUUCUGAUGAUGCCAAUCCUUGGCAUCGCUCUCCUAUACAAAAUAACAUGGUUGUUAGUUUGGCUAAGCCACUUCGUGCCAUAACUCCAGGACAGUAUGCAGUUUUCUAUUUUGGAGAUGAAUGUCUGGGAUCAGCCCGGAUUCUUCGCCCAGGACCCUCAUUGUACACACUUAAUGUGCAGGAUUGUAGAAACAAAAUUUUAAAAGAGAGAGAAAAGCAGCCAUCUCCUAAACAUGGAGACUAACUCCUGGAGAAUGUAAACAGUAAGAAGGAUUGGUAUUAAAUUUGACUUCAAAAAAUUUCUCUUGUCUUUUUAUGUAUAAAUUCAGAACCAAUUGUAAAUAAACGUUCUUUAUAUCAA
Messenger RNA from Scylla paramamosain (green mud crab), 2259 nucleotides. RefSeq names its product mitochondrial tRNA-specific 2-thiouridylase 1-like. Gene Ontology annotation, biological process: tRNA wobble position uridine thiolation. The transcript is spliced from 13 exons. Gene Ontology annotation, molecular function: sulfurtransferase activity. NCBI's taxonomy places the organism in Eukaryota, Metazoa, Arthropoda, Malacostraca, Decapoda, Portunidae. Bases 901 to 2142 code for a protein of 413 amino acids. Gene Ontology annotation, cellular component: mitochondrion. The record is from RefSeq and is a predicted model, not a curated record.